This is a messenger RNA of Merops nubicus (carmine bee-eater), 882 nucleotides long. Its product is annotated as engulfment and cell motility protein 3-like. NCBI's taxonomy places the organism in Eukaryota, Metazoa, Chordata, Aves, Coraciiformes, Meropidae. The transcript has 7 exons. The annotation marks the transcript as partial. The record is from RefSeq and is a predicted model, not a curated record. Gene Ontology annotation, biological process: cell motility; actin filament organization.
UUUGUCCUCGAGAACAGCAGCCGGGAAGACAAACACGAGUGUCCCUUUGCUCGGAGCAGCAUUCAGCUCACCCUGAUCCUCUGUGAGAUCCUGCACGUCGGAGAGCCGUGCUCGGAGACAGCUCAGGCCUUUUACCCUAUGUUCUUCGGGCAGGAUCAUUUCUUUGAAGAGCUGUUCUGCAUCUGCAUCCAGCUGGUGAACAAGACGUGGAAGGAGAUGCGUGCCACCCAGGAGGACUUCGACAAGGUGCUGCAGGUGGUGCGGGAGCAGAUCACCAGGACUCUGUCCCUCAAGCCCACCUCGCUGGAGCUCUUCAAGACCAGAGUGAAUGCGCUGAACUACAGCGAGAUCCUGAAGCUGCGGCAGACGGAGCGGCUGCACCAGGAGGAGACGCUGGCUGUGCCCCUCUGGUAUUGCCGCCUGUCACCCAACCACAAGGUCCUGCACUAUGGGGACGUGGAGGAGGGGGUGCACUCGCCCCCCAUUGAGAACUUGCCAGAGAAAAUUCCUGUGGUGGACAUGAAGAUGCUGCUCGUGGGGAAGGAGUGUCCGCACACGAAGGAGAAGAGCUCAGGGAAGCAGAAUAAGGAUGUCCUGGAGCUGGCCUUCUCCAUCGUGUAUGACGUGGAGGAGUACUGCCUCAACUUCAUCGCUCCCACCCGCUACGAGUUCUGCCUCUGGACGGACGGGCUGAACGUGCUCCUGGGCAAGGAGAUGACGAGCGAGCGGACGCAGACGGACCUCGACAUCCUGCUCUCCAUGGAGCUCAAGCUGCGGCUCCUGGACCUGGAGAACAUCAGCAUCCCCGACAUCCCCCCUCCCAUCCCAAAGCCCCCCAGCAACCUGAACUUCUGCUAUGACUUCACCCAUGCAGAGCAGUGA